This is a messenger RNA of Oryzias melastigma (Indian medaka), 1615 nucleotides long. RefSeq names its product 26S proteasome non-ATPase regulatory subunit 4. The transcript is spliced from 9 exons. Gene Ontology annotation, molecular function: polyubiquitin modification-dependent protein binding. Bases 109 to 1161 code for a protein of 350 amino acids. Lineage: Eukaryota; Metazoa; Chordata; Actinopteri; Beloniformes; Adrianichthyidae. Gene Ontology annotation, biological process: proteasome-mediated ubiquitin-dependent protein catabolic process. Gene Ontology annotation, cellular component: nucleus; cytosol; proteasome regulatory particle, base subcomplex. The record is from RefSeq and is a predicted model, not a curated record.
GAAACUGACGUUUACAAUAAAGUUAAUAAUAAAAAAAAACAUUUGAGCAUUUAACUGCAUUACCCACAAUCCCUUACGCUUUUGUAGACGGAAACGACUUUCAUCAAGAUGGUGCUUGAAAGUACUAUGGUCUGUGUGGACAACAGUGAGUACAUGCGGAAUGGAGACUUCCUACCCACGAGGCUUCAGGCUCAGCAAGAUGCUGUUAAUAUCGUUUGUCACUCAAAGACUCGCAGCAACCCUGAAAACAAUGUGGGCCUCAUCACACUAGCAAACAACUGUGAGGUGUUAACCACAUUGACUCCAGAUACAGGGAGGAUACUGUCCAAGCUGCAUGCUGUGCAGCCUCGAGGAAACAUUAGCUUCUGCACUGGGAUCAGGGUGGCACAUCUAGCACUGAAACACAGACAAGGCAAAAAUCACAAGAUGCGAAUUAUUGCAUUUGUUGGCAGCCCAGUAGAAGACACUGACAAAGAACUUGUCAAAAUGGCAAAGCGUCUGAAAAAAGAAAAGGUCAACGUGGAUGUCAUCAACUUUGGAGAAGAGGAGAUGAACACGGAGAAACUCACAGCCUUCAUCAACACGCUUAAUGGCAAAGAGGGGACUGGCUCCCACCUGGUGACGGUACCUCCAGGACCCAGCUUGGCUGAUGCCCUGCUGUCCUCCCCCAUCCUGGCAGGAGAAGGAGGAGCUGUGUUGGGUCUUGGUGCCAGUGACUUUGAAUUUGGAGUAGAUCCUAAUGCAGACCCUGAACUGGCCUUGGCUUUACGUGUGUCCAUGGAGGAGCAGAGGCAGCGACAGGAGGAUGAAGCUCGCAGAGCUGCUGUAGCCUCAGCCGCUGAAGUGACUGUUUCCUCUCCGGCUGCAGAUGACUCCGAGGAUGCUCUGUUGAAGAUGUCUGUUCAGCAGACAGAUCCGACCACACCUGCUCUACCAGACUUUAACCGCAUGACGGAAGACGAGCAGAUCGCGUACGCUCUGCAGAUGGAUGAAGAGGACUAUGAUGUCAUGCAGGACCCGGAGUUUAUUCGAAGCGUUUUAGAGAACCUCCCAGGUGUUGACCCCAACAACGAGGCAAUACGGAACGCCAUGGGCUCGCUGGCUUCUCAGGCCGGAUCUAAACCGGAUACAAAAAAGGAUGAAGAGGAGAAAAAGAAGUGACAGUGUAGUGAAAGCAAUCCUAAAAAAAACAGUAUGAUCAAUAAAAGAGAACUGAAUGCAUGUGCUUAUUCAAAGGUUGCUCCAUUCAGACCAGCUGGGUCAUCUUUUUUAUGUAUUUCUGUAACGAGUAAACAGCCUUUUCUGUACCUUAGGACAUAGUCUGGUCCUUUUUUUUCUUCUUUUUUUUUUGUUUGACUCUUUUGUAAGAAAAAUUUCCAGGAAAAUAACACUGAUUCAAUAAAUCUAUAGAACAAGAAAGCAUUUUCUCUGCACAAGUAAAUGUUUACUGGUUUUCACUUGCAUUGCACAACUGGUAAAAUGUACCUAGUUUAACUUUCUUUAAGCUGAAAUAUACCUUCAAAUAUUGUAGAAUUGCACCAGUUCAACCUUUGUGGAAAAAAGAGUUUUACUGGAGUAGUGGUAAAUCAGGAAAUAAAAUUAAGUUUAUCACAGA